Lactuca sativa (garden lettuce) is the source of this 1218-nucleotide messenger RNA. Lineage: Eukaryota; Viridiplantae; Streptophyta; Magnoliopsida; Asterales; Asteraceae. The record is from RefSeq and is a predicted model, not a curated record.
AUGGAGCAAAACCCAAACACCCCCCCUCCAUCAUCAAACCCAAACACAACAUCGCCUCUCGGAUUUGCGGGGUACGAAAAUUAUUUCAACCUUUUGUCGUCUCAAGGUUCACCACAAAUACCAUACCACGGUGCCGCUUUCAAUCCCGCUUCACCGCCACUGCAAUUUCCCAACUCACCUUACGUUCAACAAAAUCAAUUUGGUCAAAACCCAAAUUUACAACAAAAUCUUUUCUCUACUUUUGGUUCGAUGCAACAAACAACCAAUCAACCAUCGCCUACAACACAACCAACAGUUCAAGUGGAAGCGGGAAGUAGUAGGAAAGGGAAAGGGAAAGGAAAAUCAAAAGGGAAAUCAAUAGCGGUGGAAUCUGAAAAUGCAGACGUUUCACAAUGGUGGACACCGGAGGAGGAAUACGCUUUGACGGCGGCUUGGUGUGCUACUUCAAAGGACGAACUUCGUGGAAAUGGAAUGAAAAAAGGAGCUUAUUGGGGGGCGGUGCUCGACAAGUUUCACGCUAUUUUAAGGAAAAAUCCGUAUCGCAACAACGACAUGUUGAGCAGCAAAUGGGGUAUGAUAACUAAGCGGUGCAGCAAAUUCAACGGUAUUUACAACCGGAUUGCGGCGCAACAACAAAGUGGAUCCAACGACUUUGAUUUGUUCAAAGCUGCUAAGGAACAAUAUCGGGUCGAAAUGGGUCAUGUUUUCGACUUUGAAAAAUCAUGGGAAUUGUUGCGAGCGGAUCCAAAAUGGAAUAAAACGCCUACAUCGUCAGAGGUUCAAUCCAAAAGGUCUCGCAAUUCUAGUUCGGUCGACGUGUCGGACGCACGGACUAACAUCGACCUAAACGCCGAUGACGAUGAGAUCCCGGAUGAUAUCCAAGAGAUAUCCCCACCACGACGACCGCCCGGACGCGACAAAGCGAGGCGCGCUGCAAGACAUGCGGAGGAGGUGGAGACGAGAGCAAAAGAUGCGGCGGAAAUGAGAGCGAAAUUCGACGAACAUAAUUUGUUAAUAAAGGAAAAAAAAAAUGAGUUGAAACGUCGUCAUUUGGAAUUUCUGGAAAGUCAGGCACGGGAGAAGCGGGAGCAAAAAGAGAGGGAACUAAUGACACAACAGUUGUCAAUUCUUCGGACAAGCGAGGAUGGUUUAGCACCUGCUGAUCUAGCGGUGCUACAAGCAAUGAAGGGACAAAUUAGGAAAAAAUAUUUGGGUUGA